Molecule: messenger RNA, 3510 nt
Organism: Phyllopteryx taeniolatus (common seadragon)
Lineage: Eukaryota; Metazoa; Chordata; Actinopteri; Syngnathiformes; Syngnathidae
Gene: il17ra1a
Product: interleukin 17 receptor A1a
Exons: 11
Coding region: 149-2494 (781 amino acids)
Molecular function (GO): interleukin-17 receptor activity
Source: RefSeq, a predicted model, not a curated record
GCAGCAUAAUCAACCGCAAGCCGGAAGUUUUUUCUUUUUUCUUUUCUAUAAUCAGCAAUUGCUUUCGCUUUUUCAACGCUUGAUUUGCGGUCUUAAAAUUGAGAUAGUUCCUUCACUGACACCAAUGUUGUUGUAAUAGCCUGUGAAAAUGACGCUUUAUGGGGGAUUUCUGGCGUUAAUAUGCGUGCCGCUGUCGGCCGCGUUGACAAGUUUGACGUCCGCUCCAUUGAACUGCUCACAGCAGGGCUUGAGGUGCGGCGUCAGUUUCAGUAACUGCCUCGUAGAUAGCGGAUGGCUGAAAGUGAGGGAGUACACUCCGAGUGGGCCACUGGGGCUGACGGUGUCUGUGACGACAGUCCAGGAUGAGGCGGGACAUCUGCAGCCUGUCCUGGUUGCCAACUGGACCAUAAGGGAUGAUGGCAGCAUCAGGUACCUGAAAGCCACUGAACUUCAUGUUAUGAAGAUGGCCACCAAUGAGCACCUGUGUGUCAGAUAUUCCUUUAAAAACAAACUCCCAAUGAGGAAUCCACAUGACGACAAGUGGUCGUUCUCAGCAAAUAUGGUGGUGUUGGACCCCGAACACAGGUAUCGGGUUUCUGUCUUCAAUAUCCCCAAACCAGAAGUGGGCCACAGUGGCUAUGACAUCAGCGAGAAUGUUGUUGUUCCAGGUUGUCAAGACUCCGGGAUGUUGAUGACCCAGUUUUGCAUCGAGAGAGGAAGUCUUUGGAAGUCCAAUAUCAGCCUGGUUCUGACAGCCAAACAAAGACAGGCACUGACAGUCAGCUUCAGUCCUGACCCGCUAUGUGAAGAGUACAUGGUUAUUGUUAACUGUGCCUCUAUCCAACACAUUGACCAUGCGCCCAAGGUCAACCAGACACGCCUGAAUGUAACGUUUAGCCUCAAUCAAUGGCCCAGAUUUUGCUGCCAGUUUGACGUCUCGAUAAAACCGAUGUUUCCAAAAUGUGGCCAAGACUGCACGCGUCACAAGAAAACGCUGCACAUUUGUCCAGCCAAGCCCACUGAUCCUCCAGAUGCUCCUCAAUACACACCUGUUAUUGCGUGCGUGGUGCUCCUAUGUGCUGGGAUGUUUGCCAUUUUUAUGUACAUGCUGUGCAGGAAGCCAGGCAACGCUGGUGGUGGCUUGGCUGCCGUGGGAGAUGAGAAACCAAAACAGCAGCAGCAAAUUCAACAGACCCCAAAAGUUCUCAUAAUCUACUCUCAAGACCACCGUCUUUACAGGGACAUAGUGUUGAAGCUCUGCGCCUUCCUCCAGGCAAAAUGCGGCACCGAAGUGCUUAUAGACCUGCUCGACACCACCUCGCUGGGCAUGGUCGGGCGCCUCUGCUGGCUGGAGUGGCAGCGGCGACAGCUGAAAAAUCCCACCGACAAGGUCUUGGUGCUCUGCUCACGAGGGGUUCAGGCCAAGUGGCGAGCCAUGUGCGGCCACCGCCGCGUAAUACUGAAAGAAGACCUACUGUCGCCGACCGACGACAUGCUCACCCCCUUUCUGAACCUCUUCCUUCCUGACAUGCACCAAGCGCGCAAGCAUGGCAAGUACAUGGUGGCUUACUUCAGCGACAUCAGCAGCGAACGGGACGUGCCGUCAGUUUUUGACAUUGCUGUGAAAUACACGUUGAUGAAGCACUUUGAGGAGCUGUACUUCGGGCUCCUGGACAUAGAGAAGUACCAGCCGGGUCAGGUCAACCACAUCGAGGGCAUCGGCGGGGAUGAAUACUUCAACUGUCCCUCGGGUCAAGCCCUGAAGAACGCCAUUGAGAUCUUCCAGGGAUACCAGAGAGAAAACCCUGACUGGUUCGAGAAGGAAUGUGUGCAUAGCGAGGAAGACCUCCUGGUUGAGGCCAAUCCGCUCAUUGACCAGCAGCAGGGCUCACCGGUUCUCGAGUGUCUUCCUCUCACUAGAGAUGGACUUCCUGUCUAUAGGUGCGAGGCAGAAAUAAGAGAGAACGGAAGCAGAUUUCAAGUCUUAACCCCGGAACUGAACCCAAAAAGCCAGCAGUCGUCAGUGGCAGAACUUGUACCUCUUGUGGACCCUGCGUACAGGGACCAGCAACAGACAGUCCCGCCUCACCCGUGUCCUCAAAACAGUCCUCCAUCUGUUUUCGUAGCUCAGCCUGUUUUGUCAGGACAGCACUGUCCAUCGGCUGAGGGGAGGCACAUAAGUCACGUUUCAGAGGAGGAUGAGGAAGUGUGGCCAAGCGGCUCCACAGUCCUGAACUCCAAGGAAUCAAACUCACGAGAGUUAGCUCGUCCAAGCAUGGAGAGUCCCCCUCAGAACCAAAUCAGACAGCCUGUGGAGAUGCAUGAGGAUGAGCCCAGUGCAGAGGCUUCGAACAGUGGAUCUGAUCCGGGCUACAUCUCCAAAAUGCCAUCCCCGCUUGGAACUCCCUACAAGGAGGAUCCGCUGGUGGCUCUGGCAAGGCUACAGGAGGAACUGUUUCUGCAAACUCUGGAUAGCUCGGAGUUUGACCUCUAGAGAAAAUUGGGGUGAUUUCACACCUGGAAUUCACUUUCUCUGGUCCGACGGGUUAGUAACCUCCUGCCCAUCUGUUUUCCUCCUGGUUCGGUUUCUGGAGAGAGUACGAAAAGUGGCUCCAUCUCCAAAAUGUCUCUGGCGAAGCUACAGGAACAACUGUUUCUGCAAAAUCAGGAUAGUUUUGUCCGUAGGGAUUUUGAAGGUGAUUUCACACCGACAAUUCACCUUUUCUGGUCUCAUGGGUUUGUAAAACCUUUAUCCUACCAUUUCCUCCCACCGGUUCCUUUUUUUCUGUGGAUCUGAUCCAAGGCUAUUUCACCAAAAUAUCUUACAAGGGAGGAUCAACUAGUGGCUCUGACAAGGCUCCAGGUGGAACUGUUUCUGCAAAACUUGCGUAGCGACAGCAUGAGCUUGCUACGUGGAGGCAUUUUGCUCCAUUCGACACACAAACUUUGGUUCAACGGUAAAUAGUCCCAAGGACCCUGUGCAAAAAUGGAACAAAGUUGUCAAUUUUGUACAAAAGCCUACUUGGCAAUUUGCCCAAAUGCCAUUCGGAACGGAGUUUCCUUGACAAAUGGUCGAUGCUAAAUUGUGAAACAUUUUUGCCUGUGCUAUGUGAUAUGGGUGGGGUAUGGCCUCAAAGUUUGAUGAUCAUUGGGAGGGUUCGCCAGGGCCUGUUUUGUGCUUGAAUUUAAUGUAGAGUUGCCUUUAACUUUGUGCUCAUGUUUCUAUUGCAUACAUGGAUAAGGAUGGUCUUGAUCUUGCUAUUGGCAGGAAACUAAAAAUAUAGCAUUUAUUGAAGUUUUCAAUCUGUGUUGCACUUGCAGUUUUUGGAAUCAAAUACACUUUUGUAGAGUUUCAUAAUGUUGCACUCGUGACAAAAUGUGGCACUUUAUUUUUUUAACGAAAUUUGCAGUAUAUCAUGUUUUUUACUUUUAAAUCUGUUCUACUGUCAUUUUAACCUACAAACAAGUCAGUGAUACCUUUCAAAUAAAAGUGAAUUUAUUUGACCUUGA